CCUGUUGGGGGAAUGUGUGCACAGGCUGAUGUCAUUCCUUUCACUUUCUCCUUGGUCCCAAAUGGAGAGAAACCAGAGCAACUGAACAUAGAGCAGUUUCCUCAUAAGAGAUGAUGGGCUAGGAAGGAUGCAGAAAAUGGCUUUCCAGAUUAACUUUCCAGGUUUGAAGAGACUGGAGAUGAAGCUCCUUUUCCAGCAUGCAGACUGGAGCAACAGCCCCAGUGACUAUACAACGAGGCUGGGUUAAAGCUCCUCCCACUACAUGCUGAAACUUGUAAAGCCCGGUACACCGAGACCACAAAUCAAGAUUACAACGCGGAGGUAGAGAAGGACAGAAUAGAUGCACAAGAUAAGGAACUGCAGCUGGCUUAAUAAUGAAGGUGGCUAUCAGUCCAGCUCUCAAAGAUGUACUAAUGGUGGAAAUGUGUUGUAAGUCUGUCAAAUAUGACUGAUUUCAAAGAUCAUUCUGGACAAAGUACACUCCCUCCCCAAUGAGCUGCAUCAUCAAUUUUCUACAAAUAAGGUACUGGGACACAAAAUGAAUGAGACAUGUGGAGAAGAAGAUGAUCUAAGGCAGUACCAGCACUUCAUCUACGCCCUGAUCUACUCCAUAAUCCUGGUGCCAGGCCUGAUUGGCAACGUAUUGGCACUCUGGGUGUUUCGCGUCUAUGUGAGGGAGACCAAGAAGGCUGUCAUCUUCAUGAUCAACUUAGCUGCUGCCGACUUGCUUCAGGUGCUGUCGCUCCCUCUCAGAAUCUACUACUACCUGAAUGACUCUUGGCCCUUUGGGCAAUUCCUCUGCAUGUUUUGUUUCUACCUGAAGUAUGUCAACAUGUACGCCAGCAUCUACUUCCUGGCCUGCAUCAGCCUGCGCCGCUGUAGACUAAUCCACCACCCUCUGCGCUACUGCAGCAACAAGCAGCGCUUCGACAGGGGACUCUGUGCAGCUGGCUGGCUCCUGGUCUGCCUGGGCUGUCUGCCCUUCCCCCUGAUGCGCCGAGGUCCAGACGAGCCGCUUUGCUUCUCCGAGCUGCCACUGGCGGAUGUGACAAAGGCAGCUGGCAUCACUCUGAUCGUACUGGCAGAGAUCCUGGGCUUCUUGCUUCCGCUAGCCGUGAUUCUCUCCUGCUCCUGGCGAACGGUGGCCAGCCUGUGUGAGAAGACAGCCGUGCUGCACGACAGGGGUGAGAAACGGAAGGCUCUGAAAAUGGUCCUGAGCUGCACGGCAGUCUUCUUGGUAUGCUUUGCCCCCUAUCACCUCACCUUCCCCUUCCACUUCCUGGUCAAGUCUAGGUCCGAGGUCAGCUGUGCAUUCCGCAACACCGUCCUCCGGUGCCAUCCGGUCACGCUGUGCCUGGCAAGCCUCAACUCCUGCCUGGACCCCAUCAUCCACUAUUUCACCACCAACGAAUUUAGGAGGCGGCUCUCCAGGCCUGAGCUCCCGGACAGUUUCCAGUUGCGCUUCCUGUUGCGCAGUCUGAGCUGGGGCACUGAGGACACAGCCUCACAAUCAGAGCUGGGGCACUGAAGACACAGCCUCACAAUCAGAGCUGGGGCACUGAAGACACAGCCUCACAAUCAGAGCUGGGGCACUGAAGACACAGCCUCACAAUCAGAGCUGGGGCACUGAAGACACAGCCUCACAAUCAGAGCUGGGGCACUGAGGACACAGCUCCAUAACCAGGCAGUGGUUUCUGUGGACAUGCCUCCAGAAUCAGAGCCAGGGGACUGAGGAUGCAUCCCCACAAUCAGAGCUGGGGCACUACGGACACCCACAAUUAACAGAAUUUGAUGACUCUGAUGUUACCAAUCUCACAGAUGCAGGAUACAAAUAGCUGGAGAGCACAACCAUUAAUAUGUCCCUUUGAUGCACUCAAAUAAAUCGUGGAAACAUGUUGUGGAACUAACUGAAAACUAUGUGAACAGUUAAAAAAUUUAC
Messenger RNA from Megalops cyprinoides (Indo-Pacific tarpon), 1939 nucleotides. Its product is annotated as probable G-protein coupled receptor 174. Gene Ontology annotation, biological process: positive regulation of Rho protein signal transduction; phospholipase C-activating G protein-coupled receptor signaling pathway. Gene Ontology annotation, molecular function: G protein-coupled receptor activity. Gene Ontology annotation, cellular component: membrane. The transcript has 3 exons. NCBI's taxonomy places the organism in Eukaryota, Metazoa, Chordata, Actinopteri, Elopiformes, Megalopidae. Bases 539 to 1528 code for a protein of 329 amino acids. The record is from RefSeq and is a predicted model, not a curated record.